This is a messenger RNA of Haemonchus placei, 336 nucleotides long. The record is from the annotation of a GenBank genome assembly. Lineage: Eukaryota; Metazoa; Nematoda; Chromadorea; Rhabditida; Trichostrongylidae.
AAGAGAAAUAUCAGCUGCAAUGCUUUUGAGCGUGAGUAAAUAGAAAGAAAGGAGAAAAUAAAUAAGUGGAUAGAUGAUCUGAAUCAGAAGUCGAAUGAGACUUCGCACCAAAGCGAAUGAAGGCGAGAUGCCCGACGAGACCAAACAAGCAGCUGUUGAAGCUGAAAUGGCCAUUAAUAAGAAUGAAGGAAACAAAUGUGAUGGCGAUCCUCGUGACGUGACUAUUUCUCGAAAUUACGUACAAGGUUUUUCCAAAAAUAACGCACAAAUUCUGUCUUAGUAGUAGUGGAGGAACAACUGCUGCUUCUCAGAACUCUUUUUAAUGAACUGGCGUAA